AUGUCUGAGCUAGACCCUUUCUUCAAAGACAUAAGAGAGGAAAUAGCCAAAGAUGUCAACAAAAAAACUUUGUUACAGGAAUUAGAAAAUCAAUUUGACUUGUCACUCAUCCCAUACCAAACCACAAUCAAUUCUUGGACGUCUAUCAGUCCAAGUCGAUUAAAUAGCGUAUUUCAGACUACAAACAGUUUUGAGUGUACAAUUCGAGAAAAUGUUGAAAAAUUCACUAACUCGUUGUUGGAAUUGGAUUGUAAAUCCAGUCAAAAAGAGAGAUUAUCAAACAAGUUCAUCGAGGAUUCCAUCUACAUACUUUUAGUGAAUCGGUACUUUUGGAUCCUUGCAACAUCAUUUGCUCAUGACCCUAUAAAGGUGAAAUUGAUAACUACAGAGAAUAAUUUGGGUAUCAUCGCCACACCUCAGGAGAUCUUUCAGUCUUUGGGUAUCAGAGAUGUAAAUUACCAAUUGUAUUUGAUUGCCCUUUUGAAGUUAAUUGAUGUUGUCGUUGAGUACACAACAACUACAGUGAUUAACCAGUCAAUUGGUUCAACUACGUCUCAAUCCCCAAAUUAUUCCAUCGGGAUCAUAAAUCUGAAAAUUGUCUCCAAGAUUCAAAAUGGAUUUCUGUUGUUAGAUUUGAAAAACGACAUACUCAGAAAGAGAUACGAUAGUUUGAAAUACAAUUCUCAGAGGCUAAACAAAAUUGUGUAUGAUUUGUCGCUUCGUAAUUUGGUAACAACAAAAGCAGAAGUAGAAUAA
Molecule: messenger RNA, 756 nt
Organism: Lodderomyces orthopsilosis Co 90-125
Lineage: Eukaryota; Fungi; Ascomycota; Pichiomycetes; Serinales; Debaryomycetaceae
Exons: 2
Coding region: 1-756 (251 amino acids)
Biological process (GO): RNA metabolic process
Cellular component (GO): nucleus; cytoplasm
Molecular function (GO): sequence-specific DNA binding; RNA binding; single-stranded DNA binding
Source: RefSeq, a predicted model, not a curated record